GCUCGUAUAGAUUUGUUGUAGUCGUUUUACACUGUGACGUCACGUGACAGUUGUGUCAGCUGAGCAGGGCGCCGCAAAGAUGGUGAUCUUCAGUGUGUAUGUGGUGAACAAGGCUGGAGGUUUAAUUUACCAAUAUGACAACUAUGUCCCGAGAGCGGAGGCCGAGAAAACAUUUAGCUAUCCUUUAGAUUUAGUGCUCAAACAUCACGAUGAAAAGGUCGUCGUGUCGUUUGGACAGCGGGACGGAAUCAGAGUGGGCCAUGCAGUGCUGUCCAUCAAUGGAGUCGAUGUGCUUGGCAAGAACACAGCAGAAGGAAAGGACAUCAUUGAAUACUUAAAGGAUCCCUCAAAUUACCCAGUGUCUAUUCGCUUUGGACGAGCACGCCUGAGCUCCAAUGAGAAGCUGAUGCUGGCAUCUAUGUUCCAUUCCUUGUUUGCUAUAGGUUCACAGCUGUCUCCUGAGGUUGGCAGCUCAGGGAUUGAGAUGCUAGAGACGGACAUGUUCAAACUCCACUGCUUCCAGACUCUCACAGGGAUAAAGUUCAUCGUGCUCGCGGACCCUCGACAGUCUGGUAUUGAUGCGCUACUGAGGAAGAUUUAUGAGAUCUAUUCAGAUUUUGCCCUCAAGAACCCCUUUUAUUCUUUGGAAAUGCCGAUCAGGUGUGAACUAUUUGACCAGAAUCUGAAGAGCUCGCUGGAGAUCGCAGAGAAAGCUGGCAACUUCGGAGCUGGAUCUUGAACCAGAGAGGAGUGGAAAGAGCGUGCUAUCAUUUCUAACCACAGCAGAUCCCCUGACUUCAUUUAAAGUUGGUUUACGUUCAGUUUGCGGGAAAUACAAGUGGAUUUUGUGUCUUUUUCCAAGUUGGUAUCAGUUGACACAUUGUAAAUACAUUUUGUUUUGUAAAUACUUGAAGAUUAAAUGCUGCGAAAAUUUCA
Messenger RNA from Epinephelus fuscoguttatus (brown-marbled grouper), 936 nucleotides. It is a transcript of the gene trappc4, whose product is annotated as trafficking protein particle complex subunit 4. Gene Ontology annotation, biological process: endoplasmic reticulum to Golgi vesicle-mediated transport. The transcript is spliced from 5 exons. NCBI's taxonomy places the organism in Eukaryota, Metazoa, Chordata, Actinopteri, Perciformes, Serranidae. The record is from RefSeq and is a predicted model, not a curated record. Gene Ontology annotation, cellular component: TRAPP complex. Bases 80 to 739 code for a protein of 219 amino acids.